Molecule: messenger RNA, 930 nt
Organism: Etheostoma cragini (Arkansas darter)
Lineage: Eukaryota; Metazoa; Chordata; Actinopteri; Perciformes; Percidae
Product: olfactory receptor 11A1-like
Exons: 1
Coding region: 1-930 (309 amino acids)
Biological process (GO): G protein-coupled receptor signaling pathway
Cellular component (GO): membrane
Molecular function (GO): G protein-coupled receptor activity; olfactory receptor activity
Source: RefSeq, a predicted model, not a curated record
AUGAUAAACUCUACACAGGUUUCAUAUUUCACACUUUCUGCUUAUUUUAACACAAGGGGUUUCAAAUACUUAUACUUCUUGCUGAUUUUGUCCUUAUAUGUGUUCAUAGUGUGUGCCAAUGUGGUGCUGAUUGUGGUUAUCUGUGUGAACAGGAGCUUACAUGAACCUAUGUACCUUUUUCUGGUCAGCCUGUUUGUAAAUGAACUGUAUGGUAGUACAGGGUUGUUUCCAUUCCUUCUGGUUCAGAUCCUCUCGGACAUUCACACUGUUUCUGCUCCCUUCUGCUUCCUGCAGAUUUUCAGUUUAUAUACUUAUGCAUCUAUACAAUUUAGUAACUUAUCCAUCAUGUCUUAUGACAGAUAUCUUGCUAUCUGUUAUCCUCUGCAAUAUCACACACGUAUGACAUCUAAAAAGAUUGUCGUAAUUGUUGCUCUUACAUGGUUAUUGUCAUUUGUUGGAGUUGGAGUCACAAUAUCUUUAAGUUCCUCUUUACAGCUGUGUGGAAACAUUAUUAACAAAGUGUACUGUGACAACUAUAGUGUUGUCAAGCUGGCCUGCUCUGAUACAACAGCCAAUAACAUUGUUGGACUUGUUUAUUUAUUUGCAGUAAUCUUUGGUCUUAUAAUCUUGAUUCUUUUCUCCUACAUGAGGAUCCUUAAAGUGUGUUUUUCUGGUUCUAGACAGACCAGACAGAAAGCUCUCAGUACCUGCACACCUCACCUUUUGUCCCUGCUCAAUUUUUCCUUUGGAGCUUUCUUUGAAUUAAUACAGAGCAGGUUUGAAAAUAACUAUUUACCCAAUAUGUUGCGUAUUUUUCUGUCAUUGUACUGGCUUACAUGCCAACCACUCAUCAACCCUUUACUGUACGGACUGAAAAUGUCCAAAAUACGCAUUGUAUGUAGAGAUCUGCUCUCUGGGGGGGAAAGGUAA